Papaver somniferum (opium poppy) is the source of this 540-nucleotide messenger RNA. RefSeq lists its product as uncharacterized. The transcript has a single exon. Bases 1 to 540 code for a protein of 179 amino acids. Lineage: Eukaryota; Viridiplantae; Streptophyta; Magnoliopsida; Ranunculales; Papaveraceae. The record is from RefSeq and is a predicted model, not a curated record.
AUGUCUUAUGAAGGAGAUUAUAGUGUGAAGAAGAUUUAUGAGUUGCAGUUGGAGGAAGUUGAAAAUUACACUUUUCAGAAGUUCUUAUGGAGAAAGAAUGUUCAUGCUAAGGUAAGUCUUCUUUUAUGGGCUUAUAUGCAUAAUUCUAUACCAACUUUAGCUAUGCUAAGGUACAUGGGAGUUGAACCUGCUUCAGAUAGAUGUCAUUUCUGUCAGAAUGUGGUAGAGGAAGCUGAUCAUAUUUUUGUUCACUGUGAGUAUGCUCAUGAGGUUUGGAUGCAUUUCAUGGAGGCUUUUAAAAUGAAUUGGGUUAUGCCUGAUACACUGCAAGGUCUUUUUGAGAUAUGGAGUCGGUGCAAUUUCAGAGGUAGAUGCAAGGAUGUUUGGGAGAAGACUCAUUAUGUCAUCAUUUGGCAUUUGUGGCAGCAAAGGAAUGAUAGAGCAUUUGGAGGAAGACACAAGCCUGUGUCUGAGUUAGUCUUGAUAAUUAUUAAGCGGGAUAUUGUCCUUUGGCUUCAUGAAAAGAAUACUUUUAGAUAA